CCAGUGCCGGAAGCACGCUUAGUUGUCUUGGCAACACCCCCUCCCUUUGUGUACCCCGCAGAAAACUAGGCCGGAGCUUGUCCAUCGCCUGUGAUCUGCUGCUGCGUGGCCACAAGUUCCACCAGCCCGUUAGAAGAAAACUUGUUCAGUCCCAGAAGGCUUGUGCCAGAAAAAAAGUAGGAGACUGCUGGAGCCCACUUUUCCAGAGAUAGCAGCAAUGGCGUCAAGCUGGAGUGCUCCCACAUCAUGGUAUUCUCACCCAAUAUAUGCAAGAUACUGGCAGCAUUAUCAUCUUGCAAUGGCUUGGAUGCAAAGCCACCAGAAUGCCUACAGAAAUGCCAGGGAACACUGUUUGAUUUCCCCAUGGUACGUCCCUCAGUCAGUUCUUCCCUGGAGCACUAUUUAUUAUGAGGCUGGGGAUCUUCAGUCUCAGGCCUUCCAAGGCCAACACACAGCCUGGCAGAACUCUCACUACAGUUCUUCACAUUUUGAAAGCUCUGGGCAGCCUCUGCAUGACAGCAGCAGGGCCCAGCCAUAUGCAAGAGAAGACCAAGCUCUGUAUGAAGAGGAAGAAGUGGAGUCAGAGUCAGAUGAUGGGAUAGAAUGUGACCUGAGCAACAUGGAAAUCACCGAUGAGCUCCGCCAGUUCUUUGCAGAGACUGAAAGGCACAGAGAAGAGCGACGGCAGCAGCAGAAGUUGGAUGCAGAGCGCCUGGGUGACUAUGUGAAUGCUGACCACGGUUUGUACUGCGACUACCAACGGUCAGCGGAGCCCCCAUCUGAGAGGCCUGGCGAGCGGCGCCAGGCUGAGAUGAAGCGCCUGUAUGGAGACAGCGCUGCCAAGAUCCUAGCCAUGGAGGCUGCCGUGCAGCUGAACUUUGAUAAGUGCUGUGACAGAAAGCAGCCCAAGUACUGGCCUGUCAUUCCCCUGAAGUUCUGAGUCCUGGACACCGGGACCUGAGGGACAGCUUCCCUAACACAUUCGCCAGCCUCACUCCCUUCCUUUUGGGUAUAUUCUUUGUGUCUCUCCUGGGUAUUUCUCAGGGAAAGAGUCCCAUAUAGUGAUAGAAACAUUUACCAAAGUCCCAGUGGGCCCCUCCCAUGGUGGAUUCACCUGUCAGCCACUUAGAAUCCCUUAAGCAGGAUGUAUAUUGUUGGCCAACAUGUUGCUUUCCCUUGGCGUUAAGUGUUGAUCGUGUGCAUUGCACCAGUUCCUCACUUCCUCAUCACAGUGGCGGUUCGCUAAAGUUCUUGCCUCCUGUUUUGCAUUUUGUAUUUCCUUCUUUAAACCUUCCUGAAUGUUACAACAAGCCUUAAACAAACCAGUUGUUUGUUAGUUUUGUAUGUUCAUUUUUUUAGGCAAGCUCUCAUGUAGCCCAGGCUGGCCACCAACUCCUAAAUCCUCCAGCCUCUACCUCCCAAGUGCUGGGAUCAUAGGUAUCUGCCACCAUACCAGGCUCUAAGCCACAUAUUCUCCCUGUCACCAUUUAGCCCCCUCUGAAAAAAGAUAUAUAUGCAGUAAGACAAAUACCACUUGUCACUAAGCCAGGCAUCAGCCUGCAUGUUCUGUGAAAGACCUGAGAGUAAAUACUUUCACCUUGGCCGGUCACAUGAUCUGUAUCAUGCCUGCUCAGCCUUGUCUUUAUAACCUAAAAACAGCCAGAGACACUAAGUAAACAAAUGGAUGUGAAUGUGUUCCAAUAAAACUUUAUCAAAAAACAAAAAUCAGACCAUGGACUGGAUUUGGUUUACAGCUAGUGCUGUAAUCGAGUAAAAAUCACCUGUCUAUCAUUACUGUCAUCUCGUUUUCUCCCUAGAGCUUGAAAGGCAGACGAAUUGAGAGUAAAGAACAGGAAUUCCCCAACUGCAUUGUGUUGUCAAAAUGCACAGUUGGGCUCUUGCUGUAUAUAGCCAAUACCAUUUUGAUAAGCAAAUACACCUCUGAGAAGGAAAAUCUGAAAAUUGAUGGAGCAGUCCAUUUAUAGAUGCCAGCUGCCUUUUAAAUAAGUUAUUACAGUGCACCGCCAUGGUGAGCCCAGGUUGACCUGAGAAGAUUAGCACAUCCAUCAAAGGUUGGUUAAAAGAUUUAGUAUUGACGUGUUUCUCCCUCUGAACAUUUAGCUUCACAUGCAGCCCCUGCCCUGAAACAGUGCAUUCCUUUCAUCAGCCCCAAGUGUUUAUUUGUUCCAAGCUCUCAUUUUAUUACUGGCAUUGAAAUUUGUGCUCAGAUACUGCAGACCCAAAAAUCAGAAAUCACUUGUCCCUGAGGUGACACAUAACUAAAAUGAAUGUUUAGUCUUCCUCCUUUGUCUUAGAAACUCAUGUGCCUAAAUGAUAACAUUAAUGUGACUCAGACACGAGCCAAAGCCGGUGGGAGUAGCAGGUGCUUAACUAUUUGAGAGUGUGGUGUUUUUCACACCUGCCCCCCUAGAAGCCACCAUGACAUCCUGCAGGCUUUGUUACCUUAGCCAGUGACAUCUCGCUGCUUCUCUUUCCUCCCUCAUCACUGAAAUAAAUGGUAAAGAUUUCCCCUCACUGUCAUUGUGAAGACCAUUGAAUAAUAAAAACGUACAGUGCCAACCA
This is a messenger RNA of Nannospalax galili (Upper Galilee mountains blind mole rat), 2583 nucleotides long. RefSeq names its product gem nuclear organelle associated protein 8 (gene Gemin8). The transcript has 5 exons. NCBI's taxonomy places the organism in Eukaryota, Metazoa, Chordata, Mammalia, Rodentia, Spalacidae. Bases 218 to 940 code for a protein of 240 amino acids. Gene Ontology annotation, cellular component: SMN complex. Gene Ontology annotation, biological process: spliceosomal snRNP assembly. The record is from RefSeq and is a predicted model, not a curated record.